AAGAACCAAACUUACAAGGAACCAAAUUUUUCAAGGAAUUUUCUCUCUCUUUCUCUCUCUUAUUGUUUUUCUUUUUUCUUCUUUUUAUAUUUUCUGUUGACGGAUGCAAAGAAUCCAACUUUUUUCUGUAUAUUUCACAAAUUUGGUUACAUUUGGGGACAUGAGUCCCUGACUUAGCAAAAGAAAGAUCAGCCUUCGACCAGCAGCUGGUUCCCAAGAACAAAGAGAGAAAAAAAAUAAAAAGAAGAAGAAAAAAUAAACAUAGUUUAACAAAAGAAGAAAUAAUUAUAUACAUAGAGAUAUAUUGAUAAUCGAUACUUGUAGAGGUGUAGUUAGUAUAAAUAUAGUAAGUAAGGAAAUAAAGGAAAAAAAAAAGGGUUUUAAAUCUUUUGGUGAGGAAGAUUAUGGGGAGAGGAAGAGUGGAGUUGAAGAGGAUAGAGAACAAGAUAAACAGGCAAGUUACAUUUGCCAAGAGAAGAAAUGGGUUGCUCAAGAAAGCUUAUGAAUUGUCUGUUUUGUGCGAUGCUGAGGUUGCUCUUAUCAUUUUCUCUAACCGUGGCAAGCUCUAUGAGUUUUGUAGCAGUGCUAGCAUGCUCAAGACACUUGAAAGAUAUCAGAAAUGCAGUUAUGGUGCAGUGGAAGUUAGCAAGCCAGCCAAGGAGCUUGAGAGCAGCUAUCGGGAGUACCUAAAACUGAAAGCUAGAUAUGAGGCCCUGCAACGAACUCAGCGAAAUCUUCUUGGUGAAGACUUGGGCCCCUUAAACUCAAAGGAGCUUGAGCAGCUUGAGCGUCAACUAGAAACAUCCUUGAAACAUGUCCGCUCCACCAAGACCCAAUAUUUGCUUGACCAGCUUUCUGAUCUUCAGAAUAAGGAACAAAUGUUGAUGGAAGCUAACAGGGCUUUGUCAAUUAAGCUUGAUGAAAUCAGUGCAAGAAACCAGUUUCGAGCAUCAUGGGAAGGUGGUGAGCAAAGUGUACCAUACGGUAACCAGCAGGCUCAAUCUCAGGGGUUAUUUCAGCCUUUGGAAUGCAAUCCUACUUUGCAGAUAGGGUAUAAUCCUGUUGCUUCAGACCAGAUAGCCGCUACAACUCAUGCCCAGCAAGUCAAUGGUUUUAUCCCCGGAUGGAUGCUUUAAAUUUUUGCUUGCACGAUAUGGUUAAUGGUCAUAAACUAGUAGCUACCUACUAGGUAAAUGCUUCUUGAUGUUGGCAAUGUGUAAAUGGUUUCAAGAGCAUGCAUAACCUGCAAUGACAUAAAAACAGCAGUGACUGAAUUUGAUGAGACAAUGAAACCUUGUGCCACAGACAACAGCCAUGUUACCAGUUUAUAUGAUAUUGGAAGACAUAACAGACUUUUAUUAAUAGUCCUUCCUUGCUUUGAUCUUUCUUA
This is a messenger RNA of Theobroma cacao (cacao), 1390 nucleotides long. Its product is annotated as agamous-like MADS-box protein MADS2. Gene Ontology annotation, molecular function: DNA-binding transcription factor activity; RNA polymerase II transcription regulatory region sequence-specific DNA binding; protein dimerization activity. Lineage: Eukaryota; Viridiplantae; Streptophyta; Magnoliopsida; Malvales; Malvaceae. The record is from RefSeq and is a predicted model, not a curated record. Gene Ontology annotation, cellular component: nucleus. Gene Ontology annotation, biological process: positive regulation of transcription by RNA polymerase II.